Messenger RNA from Selaginella moellendorffii, 2411 nucleotides. RefSeq lists its product as uncharacterized. Gene Ontology annotation, biological process: regulation of monoatomic ion transmembrane transport; potassium ion import across plasma membrane. Gene Ontology annotation, molecular function: inward rectifier potassium channel activity. The transcript is spliced from 7 exons. Gene Ontology annotation, cellular component: plasma membrane. The record is from RefSeq and is a predicted model, not a curated record. Lineage: Eukaryota; Viridiplantae; Streptophyta; Lycopodiopsida; Selaginellales; Selaginellaceae. Bases 245 to 1990 code for a protein of 581 amino acids.
UUCUACUGUUUAGAAGAGUAUUUGAGUUAGCUUAGUUUUUUCUUUUCUGACGAAGACGAGAAUGAUUGAUUGAUUGAAUAAGCGCAGCAGAGCAAGGAUAUGUUUCCACGUGACAUAUGCGUCCGCCAAAGGUGACUGCCACGUACCGGUUGUCUCUCUUCUCUCACAGGUAUGGCGGCCGAAGGCGAAGCAACAGCUCCUCAUCGCCGGCUCCUCCGCCUCUCAAGGAGCAGCCCUCGGUGGAAUGGCGGUGUUUGGCGUGGUUUUCACUGCGCCAUCCAAGGCCUGGGUUCCACAGGAGUUGCAUUUAAUGACGAGCCAGAGCCAGAGGAAGCUGGUAGCAACGAUUGCAAGCAUUGGGAGAAGCAGCGGUGGAGUUCAUGGUCACAGAUCGCGGAAAGGAAGGCGGAGGAGAUCACCUCGAAGUGAGAGUGGAAGCGAAAGUCAAGAUGAAGCGUUGCAGCAAAGUGCAUGCGUUUCCAACGAAGGAAAUGGAAACUCGAGAGUGACAAGGAAAACGUCCAGUCGCAACAAACGGGCAUCCAAGGCAGAAGAAGGAGAAGGGAGUCAGGGGUUUGAUUCGCCUGUUGAGGACGUGAUAGCACCCGUGGCUGUGACAAUUGUCUCGGACCCCGAGCUCUUCGAAUCAGUUUCUCAGGAGCAUCAUCAGGCGAAUGACGACGAGAAUGAGCAAGUGAGCUCGAGUGUGGCCGCAGUGGACGAGAACACCUCUGCUGUUCAAGAGGUGGAAGAUUCAUCGGUUUCUGAAAAAAUUGUGGAGCAAGUAGCAGAGAUCCAGACGCAAAUGGCCGAAGCAGUGCACAGAGUUGUCGACGAAGUGAUCCCGGAGCAGGUGACACAGGCCGCGGAAGUGCUGGUGGAGCAAGUCGCAGCACUCUCGAUGGUCGAACAGGUUGCCAAGGUGACUGAACAGGUUGCCAACUUACUCUCCAGCGAUGGCGAGGAAAGCCUGGAAAGCGAUGACGAGUUUGAGGCCUACACCACGUCUGAUCUGCCUGAGUUUCGGGGUAUUCGAGGCCUUGAGAACUUCACUGUGCUACAGGACGACCAUGGGGUAAUGACCGUAAUUUACGACUUAUAUCUCUACAUUCUCAAGAAGCCGGGGCUGGAUUUUGUACUAGGCAUGUUUGCUGCGCCAGUGGCCGUAAGUAUGUUCUUCACGCUGCUCUAUCUGCCUCAGCUUCAGGGCCUGGAUUUUGCAAGCAACGUGGUUCAGUAUUCUUCGUCAUCGAAGUUUUUUGAGCACGGCCUGGAACUGGACUGGGAGGCUGUGUUUCGGGUGCUCAUGUUUAGCAUCUCCUUGUCUACGGGACUCCAACCAGAGUUGACACCACUCACUCCUUACACGCUCGUCGUAGCCAACAUAAAUGCUCUGGUUGCGCAGCUCCUGUUUGUGUUUCUCAGCGGUGCAGUGUUCGCGAGAUUGUCCCAGCCGUCACAGCCGAUCCGGUGUUCCUCUGUGGCAUUGGUGAGCCCAUCGACUGCAAAAAGAAACGGUCGUUCUGUCAGAGUGUUUAUGACUCGUUACGUUCUGGCUGGACCUCAGCCUUGUGAGCUCGUCGAUGUCAAAGUUGAUUUGAGCUACAAGUACAACACCAUCACCGGAGCAGGAACUUACUUUCGAGCUCAGCAGUCCUUGAAGCUGCACUUACCACAGAUUCGUUCCGAGGUUUCGUACCUCAACCACGGCAUGCUGGUCCGCCACAUAAUCGACGAGUCGAGCCCUCUCAACAAGCGAACUCCGGAGAUGCUCAAAAAAGAAGAUGGAAUCUUCACGCUGAGCGUGGUGGGACUGGAGCGAAGCUCCAUGCAAUCAGUGUUUCACGCACAACACUACUCCAUGGACGACGAUCACGUAAUCUGGGAUGCUGAGUUCCAAGAUAUGAUCUUGAUAAGCAAGAAGAACAUGCGUAUCGUGGAUCACUCUAGGCUCAGCCAGUGGCGGCCGGUUAAGAUCCCUGAUAGCUGAGACACUCUGUACAAGUUCACAAGAGAGGUAUGGCAAACAGGCGUAGAUGGACCUAUUAGUUCCAUCUAUUUGAUAUCCUUCUGCACUGGAGCUGCGAGUUUUCUCAAGUGCUGGAAGGAGCGGUGCUUGAUCCACUGCCGAUCGUAUGGCAAGAAGCCGUGAACGUUGGGAUCAUACCUGCGCAGCACAGGGAGAGCACAAGUUCUACUCAAACCAAAUCCAGGAGGAAGGCGAGCAAAGUUACACAAGAGCGCUGAUAUCUUUCAAGCCAUCGAUGAAGUCGUAGAGAUCGCCAAUGUCGUAGCAGAUGCUGGUGAGCUCGGGAUUGAGAUCCUUGAGCUUCUUUUCGUACAUUGCGCAUACACCUUUGAGAGAAAAGAGCGAGAACUUUUGGAUUGGAAUCGAUCAUUGUUUUUGGUUU